AUGUGGGCAAGCUGUUGUAAUUGGUUUUGUCUGGAUGGCUCACCUGAAGAGAUGCAGUCGCAGCCGCAGCAGGGAGCCAGAGCCCAAGCCUAUUCCAACCCCGGGUACAGCUCCUACCCAUCUCCCACUGCUUCGGAACAGAGCUGCAAAGCCUGUGGGGUACACUUCGACAACACCUCCAGGAAGCACAUCUGCUUGGACUGUAAGAAGAAUUUUUGCACGUCCUGCUCAAACCAGCCCGAAGGUGGCCCCCUGCUCUGCCAUCUGUGCCAGCGUUUCCGAGCCACGGCUUUCCAGCGGGAAGAGUUGAUAAAGAUGAAGGUGAAGGAUCUGCGAGACUACUUGGCACUCCGUGAGAUUUCCACAGAGUUGUGUCGUGAAAAGGAGGACCUGGUAUUUCUGAUUCUUGGCCAGCAGCCUGUAAUUACCCAGGAAGAGCAGAUGAGAAUAAAUCCAUUCAAUACUAGUGCCUCUGAACAGCAAGACUUUGUGAUUCUCCCACCAAGCAGCACAGCAUCCUUUACCUCACAUGAUGCAUCUCCCGUGUCUGCAGAUCCCAUCUCAAGUUCACUAGCUCAGGAACAUCAACAGGCAAAUGGUUACGUGCCUCCAGGCCAAGUCGGUGUGACAGGAGUUGAGAAUUCAGCGGAAGCACCAACAGAGGAGGAGACAGAGUCUACUGACUCAGAAGAUAACCUGGUGCAGGGGAGGAAGGCUUCUCUCUCUGAUCUAACAAGCAUUGGAGACAUCAAUGCCCUCUCUGUGCGACAGCUGAAGGAAAUCCUCGCUCGGAACUUUGUCAACUACAAAGGCUGCUGUGAAAAGUGGGAGCUGCUAGAGAGGGUGACUCGUCUUUAUAAAGAGAAAGACCUUCAGCAUCUAGUUUCUGACACUGAUGAUCAAACUGGUGGUGCUGGGCUCCCUGGCACGGAGGACAACCUCUGCAAAAUCUGCAUGGAUGCACCCAUUGACUGUGUCCUGCUGGAAUGUGGCCACAUGGUCACUUGCACCAAGUGUGGGAAGCGGAUGAGUGAAUGUCCCAUCUGCAGGCAGUACGUGAUAAGGGCUGUCCAUGUCUUUAAGUCCUAAGUGUGUGUAAGGAAGACCGGUGAUGCCUUAAAGCCUCACCUGCUGUUAGAAGAAUGGUCAAUAUCGCCACAAAUAGGUCAGAGAUUAGUAUGUGGAGCCCCCUGGAAAUGAGGGAAGGAUGAAGCCUGGGGAAGAUUGUUCUUACUCAAGCCAUGCCUGGCUGUGCUUUUCCCACAAUAGUGCUUUACACCACAGUGCCUGGACUCC
Antrostomus carolinensis (chuck-will's-widow) is the source of this 1296-nucleotide messenger RNA. It is a transcript of the gene RFFL, whose product is annotated as ring finger and FYVE like domain containing E3 ubiquitin protein ligase. NCBI's taxonomy places the organism in Eukaryota, Metazoa, Chordata, Aves, Caprimulgiformes, Caprimulgidae. The record is from RefSeq and is a predicted model, not a curated record. Gene Ontology annotation, cellular component: cytoplasm; plasma membrane. Gene Ontology annotation, biological process: negative regulation of extrinsic apoptotic signaling pathway via death domain receptors; proteasome-mediated ubiquitin-dependent protein catabolic process; protein K48-linked ubiquitination. Gene Ontology annotation, molecular function: ubiquitin protein ligase activity. Bases 1 to 1089 code for a protein of 362 amino acids. The transcript has 6 exons.